CCAGGCAGGUUUGGAAUGGAUUACUAUGGAUGACGUAGGCCGGUACAAUUUUCGCCCCCGUUACAAUUUUUAACGUGACAGCACCAAAUGCUAUGGCCCCAAAAUCUGUGUAUCUUCCGUUCAAUCCAUAUCCGUUUGGAAAUCAAAACACGAAAAACGAAAAGUGACUUUUUAAAAAAUCAUCCUCGUUGGGAUAGCUUGACCAGAAAUUCAUCACAUGUAUUUCUCUUUUAAAACAUGUAUACCGGUGUAAUAGUCUCUGUAUGAGCUUUUACCAAUAAUAAAGUCGAGAGAACAGUUUGGGAAAGCUGAGCGGUAGGGCAACCGCCUCCCCUCUGCCACGUUCCCUCUUUGAAAUGAAGGGAGGCGACGAGCUGCUGCGCGGUGGAGGCGCGGAAACUCGCAAUAAUAUCAUAUUCCAACCUAAAUUGUUGUGCCGAUUGCCAAACAACUGAUGGGCCCAUGAGUUAACAAUAAUUAAUAACAUUAGCACACUUACCAGAUGUGGAGGUCUGUGGACUGUCUGUAGUAGACCAUCUUCAUUUUGUGUCUGCACUUUUUGCAUUUCACUUUUCUUUGCAGCAACCUUUUCUUUUGCAACCAUGUUAUCAACUUGAAUGAUGGUUUUUUUUACUCCUUGACAUUCACUUUUCUCAAAAGUGUUCCCACAAGCGAAGCCAUAGCACCGGUGGGCAGAGGAAAUAACUGAUGUUACUGGCACUGAUUUGAAAAUCUGGCGCACUUUUCUGUUAUUAGUUCAAUAUGUGGAGGUACGCUUGAUUUUUACAUCUAAACACCUCCCACCGCAAAGGUUGGGCUGAUUCCCUGGUUGAUGCCUGACUCAAUCAUAAUAAUCAAGCGCUUCUACCGUCCGAUUGGCUAAGCCGCACCGCCAACUCUGUGCCGUUGAAAGAAGCUAUUAGUCCGCGCAAAAUAAAUUGGAUCUUGUCGCUAUGUACCAGCAUAUGAUUUUCCAUCAGUUAAGUUCGGCGUCGCCUGGAAAUAUGAUGGAAAGGCCUGAGCGCUCUACCCGGGCAAAAGGACAGCGGGGGAAUGAAGGAGAAAGCUCCAAUAUGCCUACUGCUGUUAGUAAUAUCGAAAAUAUUCAACCACAUAAAGUGCAAUGGAAGAAAAGGUCGGAAGAGCUGCAGUCCCGAAUCAAUGAGCUGGAGGAGGAGAAUGCUUUGCUCAAGCAGCAGCUUGAGCAAAGGCCUUCAGCAAAUCAAGGUGAGAAAAUGGACAACACUGCCACCGACCCAGAGUCAGACACUGACUCGAGUUCCAACUCCAGCACUGACUCCACCGAUUCCAGGAGCAGUGAUACAAGCUCUUCCUCCUCUGAUGGCCGCAAGAAAAAGAGGAAGCACAAAAAGAAAAACAAAAAGAAGAGCAAAAAGGCUUCAAAGAACAAAGGACUUCGAGUGACAACAAUAUCGGAUGUUGUUAAAAGGUACCGCCGGGUCCUUAAACUAAUUCAAAAAGGACGCAAGAUGUCGAGGGCAUUCCUGAAGGCACGUGUUUCUAGAAACGCAGUUAAAGACACCGCAGCAAUCGCGGAGCUCUACAUUGCAGAGAGGAGUGUCCUGGAUGGAAUCAAAGGCGAACAGAGGCUCCUUCAUUUAGCAAAGCUCUGCCAGUCCAAAAUUGUUGUAGAACUUGCCCUUAAAAUUGAAGAGCUGAAGAGGAAAAAAAAACUCAUACCAUUCUCCAAAAAGGGUUAAAGGGACAGGGGUGAAAGG
Messenger RNA from Gadus macrocephalus (Pacific cod), 1739 nucleotides. Its product is annotated as coiled-coil domain-containing protein 106-like. The transcript is spliced from 5 exons. NCBI's taxonomy places the organism in Eukaryota, Metazoa, Chordata, Actinopteri, Gadiformes, Gadidae. The coding region runs from base 954 to 1721 and encodes 255 amino acids. Gene Ontology annotation, cellular component: nucleoplasm. The record is from RefSeq and is a predicted model, not a curated record.